AUGGAGACUCUGUUGGCUCAUUCCUUUGAUUAUCUUUCCUCCUACGAGCCCAGCAAGGUCCGAAAGGGUCUGCGCCAGGUUGAGGGCCUACUGGCGCAAAUUUGCCUCUCCAAACCAAAGUCGGCGGCCGACCGACGGAGAUCCUAUUUGGCUGUCGAAGCGCAACCGGUGCCAAAGGAGCUAUCCGAACUGCGCGAUGACCCGGCCUUUAGGGAAUUUUUCAAGUUGCAGGAAAGCUUCCAAUGGAAUGUGGCAAUGCGCCUAGUAUCCUGCCUUGAGCACCUGCUCGGCCGCGGCAGCAAUGGUACAAACGACAUGCUCAUUGUCUGCACCCUCGACCUGAUCCAGGGCGCUCUGCUUCUGCACCCACCGUCGCGCACCCUCUUCGCGCGCGAAAUCUACAUGAACCUCCUCCUCGAUCUGCUCGACCCGAUCAACUGCCCGGCCAUCCAGUCAGCCACCCUAUUGACUCUCGUCACCGCACUGCUGGACUGCCCCGCAAACACGCGCACCUUCGAAGACCUCGACGGCCUUCUCACCAUUACAUCGCUUUUCAAACAGCGCGCCACUUCACGUGAGGUGAAAUUGAAGCUGGUGGAGUUCUUGUAUUUCUACCUCAUGCCCGAAACGCCCAUUCUAGCCCCCGGGGGUAGCCCACCAGGUCUGCAGCGCAGCCCCAGCAAGCUUUCCACUCGCCCGCAGAGCUCACAUGCCUCUGCGGCUGGUGGGGGCAAGAUGCUCCGAGAUACGCGGACAACGGACGAGAAGCAGGCGCUCUUGGGCCGUUACCUGAACAACGUCGAGGACCUUGUGGAGGACCUCAAAGAAACCGCACCCUUUGGGGCAACGGUGUACUAA
Molecule: messenger RNA, 858 nt
Organism: Penicillium cinerascens
Lineage: Eukaryota; Fungi; Ascomycota; Eurotiomycetes; Eurotiales; Aspergillaceae
Product: cell division control protein 14
Exons: 2
Coding region: 1-858 (285 amino acids)
Source: RefSeq, a predicted model, not a curated record